Myripristis murdjan (pinecone soldierfish) is the source of this 3461-nucleotide messenger RNA. Its product is annotated as transmembrane protein 106C. NCBI's taxonomy places the organism in Eukaryota, Metazoa, Chordata, Actinopteri, Holocentriformes, Holocentridae. The coding region runs from base 599 to 1450 and encodes 283 amino acids. The record is from RefSeq and is a predicted model, not a curated record. The transcript is spliced from 8 exons.
CUGUGGACUGCGUCCCAAAUGCAACGCAGCUGCCUGCUGUCUUGUGAGACAGCGUCGUAACAGACAGCGUUUUCACACACGAUAGCUCAGAGGGACUAAAGUUAUAUACAAGCUACCAAAGCAGCAGACAUCAUGCCCACAGCUGCUCUCAUUACCACUGGUUAUUACUGCUGCAUUGCCAAGGCCUGGUUUGUCCUGUUUUUUUUAGUUAAAAACACCAAAAAGGACUACUGAAGUCAUAAUUACACUUAUAACUGAUGAUGCACGAUGGGAGCACACACAAAGUAGACUUGAAAAUACGUAGAACAUUCGAGUUUAACACUUGAAUGCGCCUGUAAGUCGGUUUAACAACUCUGGAAACUCAUUUAGGGAAUUUACACGGAGCACCUGAAGGCCGCACGCAACACAAACGUAAAUUUUGACUUGACAGAGAGCAGCGAGAGAUGCUGCCACAACUAUGCUUUUACAUGGCUAAACACGAAUUUGCGGCGGGGACAUUGGCCUGUCUGGUGUAAAAGGUGGAGAAGAACUUGCCUGCAGACUGAUAGUUGUCGGCGGGGAAAGCUGCCUCGAUCAUCCGUGUAAAAGGUGAUCUGUCAUGGGAAAUCUUUGGUCUCGGAGCGCCAGCAGCCUGCAGCUCAUCCCGGAGAGCCAGGGCUCCGGGCGACAAGUCGGGGACAGAGGCUCCGAUGAUGACUCUUUGGAUGGACGCGACAGACAGGAGGACAUAGCCCAGUUCCCCUACGUGGAGUUCACUGGCAGGGACAGCAUUACCUGCCCGACAUGUCAAGGCACCGGCCGCAUACCUUCAGAACAAGUGAACGAGCUGGUGGCACUGAUCCCAUACAGUGACCAGAGGCUGCAGCCCCAGAGAACGAAACUGUAUGUGGUCAUGUCAGCUGUUUUGUGCCUCCUGGCCUCUUCACUCGUGGCCUUCUUCCUCUUCCCCCGCUCGGUGGUUGUGAUGGAUGAUGGGAUACGCUCGGUGAUUGUGCGGUUCGACCCUUCCAAUACGAGGGUCCUAAUGAACAUGACGAGCACAUUGAACUUCAGCAACCCCAACUUCUUCACGGUGCUGGUGCAAAGUGUGAGCUGCCAGGUCCUGUACAUGAAGACGGUGAUAGGGACACAGCAGUUGGACAACGUCAUCACCAUCCAGCCUCUCAGCCAGAGACAGGUGAACUUUACUGUCAGUGUGGAGAUUGGUAGCAGCGCAUCUUAUGUUUAUGCCUUCUGCACCAUGCCCAGCAUCAAAGUCCACAACAUUGUCGUAUUCAUGCAGACCUCUGUGAAAACCUCUUACAUGGUGCGAACGGCCCAGAACAGUCUAGAAGCCUACCGCUACAUAGACUGUGGCACUAACUCCACGUACCACCAGCUGGGCAGGCGGCACUGGCACCAUCCCCCCAGCUAUCCACCAGCCUCUACCCUCACUCCCCCUCCACUGUGAGGACGGGACGUGUCCCGUCUCUGCAGGAGGUGGGAGACAGUGCAGGUCUUUCACCAUACAUCAGUCCCAGGGUGCGUUUGGCUUUUGUCAGUGCAGACACCAGCAACUCGCUAUAUGGUGCUUUCUCUACUUGCUCACAUUAGACAUUUAGAAUCCUAAAGCAGGGCCAGGGCAGCUUAGUGAACACUGGAAAAGUCAUCAGCCGCUGUUGUGCAUUAACUCCAUGUGGGCUGUAUCUGUGCCUCAGCCAGCUGGGCUCGUCCAUGGUGGCUGAGGCAUGUUGUUGGGCAAAACCAAGUGAAACUUUGCCCCAUGAUCCAUCCCCUAAAGGUCAGUAUUGCUUUAUACAAACACCUGUCAUUUUUUCAGUAGUUGUUGACAUAUAGGCCGUAGGUAGCUUAGCACUGUAAAAAUCAAAAGUCACUUUUUAAUAUCAGCACCUUGAGUGAUUUAUCAUUCCUUAUCCCGAUUCAGCAUGUCUACAGCACGGUUUCAAAAGGAGUGUUUGUGUAUUUCAAACCCUAAAUAAGGUGACAAGUCAUUUCUGUGGCUGAAAACAGUUGUUCCUCCAGAAAAAAAAACUAGUGGUGUAUAUAAGGAAAAAAUCCCUGACCAGCAUUCCUCAUCCUUCUGUGGAAACAAGAUUAAUGUAGGAGAAAGCUCUUUUCUUUAGGGGUAAUGGCUGGCAUUUCCACCCUGACAAUACGGUGCCAAGAAAGGCAUUUGUGCCAAAGCUUUUAAUUGUUGCUACAGAGCUCUGUCUGUGUGUGCUGCUGUUUUUGCCCUUAGCUGUAACAUUAGGAGAGCAUUCUUUGGCAUUGCUUGAAUGACUGAGAAACUUGGCACUGUAACACUGUGCAGACUGAGGCUCCUGACAUUUCAUUCUGUCAAAAAGGGAGAAAGAAGUGGCCUGCUGUUUAUGUUUUGGGAGUCCAUAUGACGAGGGCAAAGAGAAUUUGCUGAUUGGACUCGCACACCUUUAGAAUUGAUGCAUAUGUUAUUGCUUUUGCUGUGUUAUUUAUCUACUUUUGAAGUUGAAAAUGGCAUUUAGAAUUUAGCAUUUUGUGGAUGUUUUUAAAUAAGGGAGUAUAUUCAAAGUCAAUUUUUCAGCACCUUAUGUCACACUCAUUAGUGAGUCCCCAUUUUAAAUUCAGUCUAGAUUCAAAGUUAUGCAUCUCACAACUGAAAGACUGAUGUGAGAACAAAUUUUCUUUAAGACUUGAAUGAAAUUGAUCUGUUUACAUGAUCCAAUCACUGACCCCUAGGCCUUAUCUGGGUAUUUUUAGAGAAUCUCCACCCUUCAUUACAAACAUACCUCGGGUUUGAUAAGGAGAAGCCCUUUAACCUAACUCACAUAGUCAUGAUGAAGCUACUGGUAGGGUCGGUUUGGGCCCCGAAAACGUUGGCACUAACUUACCUCGUACUCGUACUGGUGCUAACAUAACACUUGUGCAACAUUUCCUGCAAACAGUAUUUAAAACGUUACGGCUGAAAUCCAAAGUGGCACAAAAACUUGGCUUAAACGUGUGUUUGUGUGCGUGGUUGAGUUAUACUUCCAGCUGUCACUAAAGGAUUACGCUGUUACUUCCUUUGCCUUUUCCUACGGUUGUGUUUCAGCCAACUCCUCUCUUUUCGAUGUGUAAAGUUUCCUGCAGAUAGUUUCAGACCGACAAGUAAAUGAUCUCACAGCUCAGUGGACGGUGGAGCUGAGACUAAAGCAGAACUAAAUACUCUCAAGUGACUUUGGUCAUCUGCUUGGCAUACUGUACAAUAGCUGGCUUUGAACUGUGUGGUUUUAUUUCACAAGAAACGGAAACAGAGUUGAGAUUCAUUGUGAUUUUUUUUUUUUUUUUUUUUUUAAAGGGAUAGUGGUUUGUAAAUUUACAGUGUAUGAAUGAAGAUGGUUUUUAUCAAAAACAAAUUUUGAACAAAUGUUUAUUUUCAUGCUUGAUUGUUACAAGAAGUAAUGUAAAUAAAGGGAAUAUUGACUAAUAAAAUUAAUAUAAACACC